This is a messenger RNA of Trematosphaeria pertusa, 1516 nucleotides long. Its product is annotated as HlyIII-domain-containing protein. Lineage: Eukaryota; Fungi; Ascomycota; Dothideomycetes; Pleosporales; Trematosphaeriaceae. The coding region runs from base 490 to 1422 and encodes 310 amino acids. Gene Ontology annotation, molecular function: signaling receptor activity. Gene Ontology annotation, cellular component: membrane. The record is from RefSeq and is a predicted model, not a curated record. The transcript has 2 exons.
UGGAGUCAAAGGCAGGCAGAAGGCACUUAAGAGUCAAUUGCGGCACGUGCGGUGCCUGUGCGUUGUUCGUAAGGAAGGAGCGAUGGUCGUCAUGAAUGGGAGGAAGGUGGGAUGCGCGGCGAUGGUUCGGCGAUAGAGGGGUAACGUCCGACCUUGAUGCACGACGUCCUCAACAGUCCCCGCCGUGCCCACUUGUUACCUAGGCUUCCAGCAUACGCGUGGACUCGGGUUCAGGUCAGUGAUCUGACUGAGGAACUUCUCAUACUGCUCCUUCCCUAUCUACUCGAGGCCGUCGCCGAUAUGGCCUAGCGUGAAGUAUUCGGUUUAUCAACGAAGUCCGUCGUCAACUCUUCCACGUCCGACGUUUUCAACAACUUAGAGUCUCCCACCAACACACAUCUCGUUAUCCCUAAGACGCGCAUAAACACAACCGCCCCUCUCUCUUUCCUCCGAAUAACUGUCGAGCUCAAGUCACUCCCGCCCAUCGAAAUGGAAUACGCCAAGAAAGCCGCCCGCCGCCUCUCCGAAGGCGAAAAGGAAGUCGAGAGAAAGCUCACUGUCCUCUGGCACGAACUCCCCUCCUGGCAACGUGACAACCACUUCAUUACCUCCGGCUACCGACCCGCAUCCAACUCCUACCACCGCUCUUUCCUCUCCCUCGGCCACCUCCACAACGAAACCGUAAACAUCUACACGCACUUGAUAGGCGCCGUCGUCGCCCUCCUCUCCUCCUUCAUCAUCUACUCCGUUCUCGGAUCCCGCUAUGAGUCCGCCACGCGCGAAGAUGUGCUCGUUUUCAGCUGUUACUUCCUCGGCGCCGUGGCGUGCCUGGGGAUGAGCGCAACUUAUCAUUUGAUAAGCAAUCAUUCGGAGCAAGUGGCUAUCUGGGGGAAUAAGUUGGAUUAUCUGGGCAUUGUGUUUUUGAUUUGGGGCAGCUUCAUUCCGAUUCUGUACUAUGGAUUCCAGAGCGAGCCGCAGCUUAUGAAGACGUAUGCGACCAUGAUUACUACGCUCGCUGCGGCCACGUCGAUUAUGUCAGUCCACCACAAAUUCCGGACUCCGGCCCUCCGACCUUUCCGCGCGCUCAUGUUCGUGCUCAUGGGUCUGUCAGCCGUGUUCCCCGUCUUCCACGCCGUCAGGCUAUACGGGCGCGAGCAGUGCCGCAAGUCCAUCGGACUGGACUGGGUUGUUUCCCAGGGUUUCCUAUACAUCCUCGGAGCAGGCUUCUACGCAGCACGCUUCCCCGAGCGCGUCAAGCCAGGAAAGUUCGACAUCUGGGGCUCCUCGCACCAGAUCUUCCAUGUUCUGGUGGUACUAGCGGCGGCGACGCAUCUCGUGGGCCUGAUCAAGGCCUUUGACUACGAGCAUAGUCAGAGGGAUGGCCUGGUGCAGUUUACAUUUCUGCAUAACGUGUGGCGGUGAUUUGAGCUCCUCUGUAUAUCGAUCCAUAGACUCCAACUCUGUACCACGUUCUUUCGUCGGCUCUCCGGGGCCCUCCUGACUCAACGUGGUGGUC